AUGAACUCUCCACCACCCCCCUCAUUCACCCUCCCACCCCUCAAGUCGAACGGGCAGUACCCCGUCACUCCCGAUGACUCGCCCAAUGCAGAUGAUACGGGAGAUGUCGCCAAGGACUAUCUCUCGGCCAAGUCGAGAGGCAAAGGGAAGGAGCGGGCUAUGGAGAUAGACGAGGUGGUACCAGAGGUCAGGGUGUCGAUGUAUGUUCGGCUGUUUGAGGAUGACCCAAAGUACCUACUCACUCGACUGCUUCUCCGCCGACCAGGCCGCGUUAUCCCCUUCGGUAGCUUGCUAAGGGGAUACGAAGCCGAAAUAGGAUCAGAAGGCGUGCGCAGCGCAGUCCGCCUGCUCUCGGAAGCGCUGGACAUCCCUGCGGAUAUCCUCUCCGCCGAACCCGUUUUCGAGGCCACGGUCGGACCAUCUCGUCCACCCUCUCCCGCCGCAGCUCCUACCCCGGUGAAGCGGAAUCCAUUCCCGACGCCCCAAACACUGGGGAAGAAGCGAAAGUCGUCUCCUCUCGAAAAGCCAAAACCAUGGGCUACGCUCGAUACCGGUCUGACAGCAGCGGAGGAAAAGGCGGACCCAGAGCUAGCAGCGGCGAUCCGGGAGAGUCUGUGGGCAAGUCAGGUCGGCCGGGUGGAGCUGGACGAUGAUGGGGGGGUUGUUCGCUCGCCUUCCCCCAUGGGACCUGUCGACCAUGGCCGGCCUCCGACGCCACGGUCCGUUUCUGCCGGGUCGUCGACCUCUGCCUCUUCGUCGUCCUCGUCCUCGUCCAAGAUGCCAGCGGGGUAUGACGAGCCCUUCUCACUCGACCCGUCGCUUCCACCCCCCAUCACCCACUUUGCUUUCGACGAGCGCACGCUGGACCUCGACGCGAUCAUGUCCUGCAUUCCCGCCGACGAGCUACGAAAAGUAGCCAAGGCGAGGAAGAUCCCGCCAAACCUUUUGGUCAGGCGGGACGAUGUCUGCGCUGCGCUACGAGGCGUCGCCAGGAAGCAGACUGUGCUGGGUUUCACACCGGUCAAGGGGAAAGAGGCGGGACCCAAGCAGUUCACACUGCCCUUUGGCCCUAAGCCCGCCAAUGCGGACAGUCCGCAGACGACAGGCCGAAGUGCCAACCGUGGCGUGACUUCCGAGUCCCUCCUUAUCGCCCAACUCCUUCCUCUCAUCGGCCAGCACGCAAUACAGCUCACGUCUUCCCUCCACAACCUGAUCUCCCGCGUCAACCUCAUCUUCUCCCGGACACCCCCCGUCACAGCCACCGGAUCCAGUCUGCUUCUCCCCUCCAUCCUCGUCUCGUCCCAUCGGCGUCGGUAUCCCGCAUACGGCCCGCCAACCCGCUCUCGGAUAUGGAGCUCGCGAGAUGAGCUGCUCCGGUGGGAACGCACGGUCAAGUGGGAGGCGGUCGUGCAGGAUGCGCUGGGGGAGAGCUGGCAGGAAAUGAGGAAGAAUCUGGCAGCAGGGCCGCAGGGGUGGGGAGGGGCCAAGAAGGAGAUGUUGGGCAGAGUGGAAGGGAGCAAGGUCGUUAAGCGGAUCUGGGAGGGUGUGUGGCCUGUAUGGAGGGAGAUGGUGGAGGGAGCUGGAGGGAAGGAAGUUGAUGUGCGGAAAGAGGAGGGUGGGCUCGUGGGAGAUAGGUUCAAGACUGGUCAGUCUGCCAGAAAUCAGGAACCUGUUAGUAUGAGAGCUGACUCAUCAGGUCACGUCCUCACUCGAAUAGUCUACAAGUCUGCUGUGGCUCUUGGACAGCUACACGAGUACGACAACGAAGUGAUGGUCCUCCGUGCGCUGAUCAAGCAAAGAAGAUGGAGGCGGAGUAAGCGAGGCGCCUGGUAUGACCGCUUAGCUCUGGUCUUGAUGAAUCACUACAAUGCUAGCGAUGUCGAAAAGGAGGAAAAGAGACGCGAGGCGGUACAAGUCUGCAUUGAUGGAUUGCUGGAUGAGGAUACCCACUUGAUCUAUCGACCUGGACUAUCCCGUCGCCUUACUCGGCUCGAGAACGCCCUCAACCUCCCAGCGGACGAACGCCACAUCUCCCACGCCGAGUUACUCAAGUGCGAGGUCCGCGAGUUGACCGCUCCGCGUAUAGCAGAGAAUAUGGGCGCGCCCAAGAUGCGACCAGGUGGUCGAGCGGGCAGCGUCCGAGCGGAAAGUGUACGAGCUGGAAGUGUUCGCGAGGGCAGUCUCGGUGUUGACGGGGAGGAGGGACUGGUCGGUCCGCCAGGGUGGCAGCAGACUGGGAAGAGCGUCUGGCUGGGUAAGGAGGGGGAGGUUACGGUGGAAGGCUGGGUAUUGGAGUGGUGGGAGGCCAAGGGGUAUAAAGGGUAUCACUCUGAGGGGUCCAUCAUGACGACGCUAUUCGCCCUGCUGCUGUGGCCGGUACUGUUCCAUCCACUGCCCGGAGCUUUCGAGACACCGUACCAGACCGCUCCCCUCGACCUCGGAGAAGACACAUUCGCACCGGCCCGGUACGAUCUCCUGGAGGCUCGACUGGCGCUCAUGGGGUCUACCGCUGAAGCUCUCGCCAUGCUGCGCGACGCAGAUUCGCGUGAGCGUCCUAACCUGACCUGGGCGGUGGGCGUUAACUGGGAGUACGGGGCCGAGGAUCUGGAAGAGUUGCUGGAGUGUAUCGGGGGGCGGGCGAUGAGUGGAGUCUGCAGGAUGUUGGCUGAGGAGUACCGGCAUCGGGUCAGCGGGGUGCCUGAUCUGAUUGUGUGGAAGAAGGGGGUCAAGGGGUCAAGGGGCGAAGCGAGGUUCGUCGAAGUCAAGGGGCCGGGUGAUCAGUUGAGCGAGACUCAAAAGAUCUGGAUUGACGUCCUUCUCUCGUCUGGCAUCCCGGUCGAGGUGUGCCGCGUCAAGGCGAAAGAAGCUACUCAGGAAGCGAUCGCUAAAGUCGAAAAGCGACAAGCCAAGAUCAAGAAGGAGAACAGCAAGAAUGGCUGGGAUCAGGCGGGGAUGAAGCGUGACGUCGAUGAGGAGGAGUUGAAGGAGUUUGAGGGCGAGGACGAUGAGGGCGAGAAGGAGAGGGAUGAGGAGGAUGAGGAAAAGGAGGGGUAUUGGCAGCGGAGCGGGAAACGGGUCAAGGUGUGA
This is a messenger RNA of Dioszegia hungarica, 3087 nucleotides long. RefSeq lists its product as uncharacterized. The transcript has 6 exons. Gene Ontology annotation, cellular component: nucleus. The coding region runs from base 1 to 3087 and encodes 1028 amino acids. NCBI's taxonomy places the organism in Eukaryota, Fungi, Basidiomycota, Tremellomycetes, Tremellales, Bulleribasidiaceae. The record is from RefSeq and is a predicted model, not a curated record. Gene Ontology annotation, molecular function: 5'-flap endonuclease activity; flap-structured DNA binding; 5'-3' exonuclease activity. Gene Ontology annotation, biological process: interstrand cross-link repair.